This is a messenger RNA of Symbiodinium sp. CCMP2592, 2901 nucleotides long. NCBI's taxonomy places the organism in Eukaryota, Dinophyceae, Suessiales, Symbiodiniaceae. The record is from the annotation of a GenBank genome assembly.
AUGGCCGAAGAGCAGCAAGCCGCUGGCAGGGCUGCCUCAGAGCUGGCUUCCGUCCUGAGCCGACGUCGUCAGGAGGUCGACACCAAGGGCGCUUUCUUCACAAAGGACCGAAAAGGCCAUGCCGACGCAGUCUGGAACGAGCGGACGGACUCGCAGUUCAGCCCUCGAUCCUCGGAGAGGAAGUCCGCCAUCGCACGCCUACAGGGACCGGGCGCGACGAAGUUUUGCACCCCGCAGGGCGUCAACGGGACCAGUGCUCAAAGCACCGAUCCAGCGAUUGGGCUCUGCGAGAUCAGCAUCACCAACUGUGGCGCCGAGUACCACGAGUGCAUCACCACCCAGGACUCAACGACCUCCAAAAGCGAAAGCCAAAGCGACACCGAGGCGUUCUGCAAGUGCUGUAACCGAGGCGGCUUUGCCGUCUUCACGCCCACCACAGCAAAGUCCAGGGCCAGUGCGAACUUCAGCUUCAGCGGCAUUCCGGUAAGCGGCGAUCCCCGCGUCGACUCGAGCACUCCAAGCGAGGAGACCGAGGAGGCUAUUACGGUUGGCGGUGGCGGCGGUGAAGGAUACCUCCUUGUCAUCCUCGCUACCACAGGAUCUGCAGCUUGGGAGCAAGGAGGCAUCAAAGGCCGGUCCGUCUUCGCCACGGUCGCCAUGUUCAGAGUCCAGUGUGGCAACGGCAGCUCCAGAGUCAGAGAAGACAGGCUUGUAGUUUUCGUCUUAGCAUGCACAGUUCAAGCAAUGAUGAUCCGGUUGGAGCUGCCAACUUGUUGGGAUUGCCUGCUGACAGAUCGUCGUUGGCUGCGACUUCUGCUGGUUAUGGCAGUCCACCGAAGGGUGCAGCAUUAUGCUGCCACGAUUUGCCAGGCAGCACCUCAAAGCGUCGCAGAUGUGAUCGCCGAGUGUGACGAUUUCGACGUUGAUGUUAUCUUCAAUGUCGCCGUGGUCGGUAGCAGUGGUACUGGGAAGAGCUGCCUACUUCGGCGUUUUGCACAGGGAUCCUUCACGGAUGAGUACAGGCGCACAUUGGUCACGAGCUUCAUCGAAAAGAGGUAUCGCAUGCCGGGAGGCGACAUUACUUUCCAUUUGUGGGACACUCCAGGCGAAGAUGAUCCUCUCGCGAUCGCCGAAAGCUGUUGCAAACGAACAAAGGCUUGCAUUGUGGCGUAUUCUGUGGAGGAUCUGCAAUCCUUUGAAGCUGCAGAGCUUUGGGUGGUGAUGUUGAGAGGGCUUUGUGGACCAGGGCUUCUCUUGGCCCUGGCUCAGUGUCAGUCCGAUCGAGUUGCCUCUGGCGACGGUGCCCCUGUCACAGUGACCAUGGCAGACUCUUUGGCAGCAAGGCUGGGAAUUCGAAGGUUUGCCACGAGCGCGAGUGCAGGAGAUGUGUGUGAGAUCUUUGACUAUUUGGCCGAGGAGCUCAUGUCUCAGGCGCAAGACGCGGAAGAGCGCUUGCGGAACGGAGAGUCGUGGCAAGGAGUGCAGUGGGUUGACUCGAAACCUGGCAGUUCUGCGUGGGAGGGAAAUGCUGCAGCGCCAAAGUCUUCAGAGCAACAAAAAGAGGUCAAGCGUGCCACCGGUGCUGAGCAGACCAAACAGCGAGCAACUAGUUCAGGUGCCAGUGAAGGUGCUGGCGGCAAUGACCUGACUCCGCAGCAGCGACGGACACUGCGACUGUCAAUGUCUGGAGUGACAGGCGACACGGAGCUCUCGGACUUGCUGGAGUCUGAUGUGGUGGGCCACACUACCACAUAUGACUCCAGCAGACAGCCCUCUGCCUGUUCAAACGCAACAUCUACGACGCGAGGUUUGCCGACGAUUUUGACGACAGCUGUCGGAGACAAGCCGCCAGCAUCCGACAAACAAGGCUCUGUGGAGGAGAGCUCAGCAGGUCCAAGCACAGACGACAGAGAGGAGGACCAGCCGGACACAACAAACACAUGCCAGCAGGGCCAGCCAAGCGACCUGAAUGAGCUGAAGCCCAAGCUUGACAUGGAGCAGAGCAUACAGCAAAAGCGGGAAGCUUCGGUCGAGCCAGAACCAGCUCCCAGCCCCGAAUGCCUUGCUGCUGGUCAUGAGAGCCCCAGCUUUGCGUUGUCGCCGGCUGGUGGCCCGGAUUCUGCCGAAUGCCAGGGACCUCCGGCAAGUGUCAACACUCCCGCGAUGCAAACAGGUGCAAGCGACGCCGUCAGGGCAACCCCGAUCCACGCAGCCAGCCACACAGAGGUGCAGGUCGUGACAGAUCCGGACUUGUGGCAGGCGGUCACGGAGGGCGACCUGCGCAAGCUGCAAGAUCUGGUCGCAGCAGGCCUACUUCACAGUGGUCGCGUGGUUGACGUGAACCGGCACAGCAUAUUCUGGAAUGCCUUGGCUUUCCAACAGAUCAAGGUUGCUGCUUUUCUGCUACACCAUUUUCCACCAGGAUCGGCAAAAGGCAUAGACAUCAGUGAGGUCCACCCACGCCGCCAGGACACACUCCUGCAUCUAUGCCUUUACAUUCGCGAUUUUUCCGCUGCUGCAGCUGAGCUCUUCCAGCAGCUCUACCUCGGUAUCGGACAUGUGUGGAACAAGGCAGCGCUGCAGGCAUAUCGAAGCAGGCCUACAGCUACCCAGGACACCUUCCUUCAUUGUGCAGCGGCAAGGUUGAAUUUCUGGGUCUUGCGAUAUGCUUUGUCGUCAGCUGAUGCUGUGUACAUGCUGCAGCACAGGAACUGCAGCAAUCAGAGUGCAUUGGAGGUGUUAAUGCUCAAGCUCUCGGAGGUACAUCGGUCCCCUUCUCCAUCACUGGUGCAAGCACCACAGGUGCUGUUUAGUGCUUUGUCAGAGUUUUCAACCGUACGUGGUGGCGUCGAGUACGAUGUUGUUGGUAGGAUACCGUGCUCGUGCACCGUCGGCUGUUAA